UCUAACAUUAAAUAACGCAGUCAGGAUUCCAGAGGUGUGUAUAUGAGCUGAAGUGAUCUGCACUAGUACAAAGGUAAAAUUUGGAGUUAAGUUUCGUUUUUGCACAAGACUCACUACGGACAAAAUGGACGAGAGUCAGUUCUCUCUGAUGAGUCUGGAGGACGAGUUGACCUGCAGUAUCUGUCUGAGCACCUUUGACAGUCCGGUGACUAUCCCCUGUGGACACAACUUCUGCCAGGAAUGCCUCCUCGCCACCUGGGAGGACACCGACUACAGCUGUCCUCAAUGUCAGACCCAUUUCGACAUCAAACCGGAACUGAAGAAAAACACAGUCCUCAGCGCCGUUGUGGAAACCUUUAGAGCCAGCUCAAGCCAGAACGAAGUCGGCCUGUCCGAAGAGGAGGAGGAGGAGGAGGAGGAGGAGGGGGAAGAGGAAGAGGAAGAGGAGGAUGAGGAUGAGGAGGAAGAAGAGGAUGAAGAGGAGGAGGAGGAGGAGGAGGACAAGCCCGUAGAAGAUGAAGUCCUACGCUGUGAUACAUGUAUGGAAGCAGAAGCGUCCAAGACCUGCCUCACCUGCAUGGCAUCUUUCUGUGAGGAACACCUGCGGCCACAUCUGGAAAAUCCAAAGUUAAGUCUCCACCAGCUGAGCGAGCCUCUCCAUGACCUGAUGGAGCGCAUCUGCAAAGACCACCAUAAGAUGAUGGAGUUCUACUGCACCCAACAUGACCGCCUGAUCUGCAGCCUCUGCCUCCAAGUCCACAAAGACUGCAACUACAUAUCUCCUGAGGAGCAGAGGAACCUGAAAGAGUCUGACCUGAGAACCAAGUUGAGCCUACUGGAUGGGAAGAUCGAGAAGACUGACAAAACUAUAUUUCAAAUAAACAGCAUGGAGGGCAAACUGAAGGAAGCGGCCACCAAUAAGAAGACAGCAUUGACAGCCUUCUACCAGGCGAUGCGGGACAUGUUGACCCAAGAGGAGCGAGUGGCCCAGCACGAGGUGGACCGCGAGCUGGAGAUCGGUUUGACCAAACACAGGGACUUCCUGAAGAAGUUCACUGAGAACACUGAGAUUAUGAGAAAAGCCAAAGAUGAUAUCAACAGUCUGCUGAGUCAGUCUGAAACCCUGCCCUUUCUACAGAAUUCUUUUGAAUUACCUCGGGUCGUAAAGUGUGAGCCUCACACACCUCGAAUCAACCUGGAUACCAAGAAGGUGAUAGCGACACAGACCUUUGCUGUUGCCCUAAAGCAAUAUCUGAGGGUGCUCUUUAAACAGCCUGUUGAGGACAGACUACCACUAGUUAAAACAGGCGAGUGUGUUAGUGCAUUUGAGAACAAGCAGCUUCUGCCUCAGAAGGUGCAGGUACUGAUCCAGAGCAGCAGUCUGUGUCACUAUCCAGCACACAUGCUGCAAGACAAGCAUUUUAUAAAAUAUGACUCUCUACAAUGUGAUGAAACGUUUCCUGCUCUUGUUUCAGAAACACCACAGCCUCCACCACAGAGAAAUCCUCCCAGGUCCCAUAGUCCAGGUCGUCCACCAAUCCAGCCAUACUUCCAGCCAGCACCUGGUUUUCCUUUUAUGGGGUCACAACCAGGCUGGCAUCCACCCCGGCAUUCAAUGGCUGGGCUACACAGCUUCUUUAUGGCUCCUCCUCGCUUUAUGGGAGGCCACAGACCAAGACCAGACAAAAAGCCUCACAGUGCUCCAGGUGGAAAUAAACCAGGUACUACAGGUGGAGGUAAACCAGGUACUACAGGUGGAGGUAAAUCAGGUACUACAGGUGGAGGUAAACCAAGUACUCCAGGUGGAGGUAAACCAAGUAAUCCAGGUGGAGGUAAACCAAGUAAUCCAGGUGGAGGUAAACCAGGUCAUCCAGGUGGAAAGAAACCACAUGACAACCCCAAAAGCCACCCUCCUUCAGACAAAUCAACUAAACAGCAUCAACGGCCUCACAAAAAGAACUGAAUGCAGCAGCAUGUGUGUUUAUCUCCAGUACUUAUACACAUUGGAACAAGGCACCGUGAGACUUAUGCAUGAUACAAAUGUGGAAGUUAACAGUUAGUCACAUAAUAGGAAACCACACAGCUCUAUUGCUUAAUAAAUGUGUACACACAUACAUAGAGUUUUUGGUGCUCUUACUACUUUAAUCGUUUUUUCAGCCCAAAAAUACUCAAGUGUAAAUGAAAGGUAGAAGUGAUUCUGGAUUAAUUAAAUACCAAUCUGGCUGAUAAAUUCUCACAUUAUUUUACAAAAUUGGUAUUUAUAGGGUUUGUGUUGUGAGGUAUUUCAGUUUGUGAAGUGAUCAUUGCUUACCAUUGUAUAUCCAUCAGAUAUAGAAUGGAUGAAUGAUCUAUCCAUCAGACCAUUCUAUAAUCGGCAUCCAAUGCAUCUUGAUGCUAAUGUUAAGAGUGAUUGUGUGCAUCUGUACCUCUUUUAAAAUUAUAAUAUUAAUAUUUGUCUUUAAUGAACAGUGGUGGUUGUAUCCUGAUAUGAUCUUAAACAGUAAUUGUUUCCUAAUGUUAAGCUCUGAGUUUUUCUUUAAUUUGAUGUUCUGAGGAUAUUUUAAUAUGUAAAAAUUUGGAAUCUAACUAACAAAUUUUCAGUUUUCUUGCAACUCAGUGUUUGUUAUAUUAGUAACCUCACCCCAAAAUAAUGAGGUUAUAGUGAUGGCUUUAUUAUUAUUAUUAUUUCCAGGAGCUUAGCCGCUGUGAUUUCUGACUGUCACAGCAGCAGUUUUAAUAAUAAUAAUAAUACUAUAAGGCAUUUUAUUUAAAAGGCGUUUUGCCCUCAAGUUUCAUCAAGUGUUUAAAAUUAAACUGAAUAAAAACACAGACACAUGGUUUAUAUAUGAAAAUAUUUAUGGGAAUGUCUUCAAAUUCAAAAGACCACUUCAUUACAUUCAGUUCAAUCAAAAAUCAGCUUUUGACACUUUUGUAAACAGCUGUGUUCCAUGAUUGUUACCAAUAAAAACUCAUUUUGUUCCCGACUAUGUUUCUUUGUAUUCUCAUUUCUAUUUAGCAGAGACCAAAAAAGGGGUUCCCUCUUAUAUGUUACAUUCUUAUCAGUCUCAGGGUUCCCUUGUGUUUUUUUAGGUGUACACAUAUUUGACAGCAAAAAGGCAAGCAUUUGCAAAUGUGUAUAUAUUAAUUAAUAAAGCAUUUUGGUACAAACAGUGAAAUAUGAG
Messenger RNA from Scomber japonicus (chub mackerel), 3182 nucleotides. RefSeq names its product E3 ubiquitin/ISG15 ligase TRIM25-like. The transcript has 8 exons. Gene Ontology annotation, molecular function: zinc ion binding. Lineage: Eukaryota; Metazoa; Chordata; Actinopteri; Scombriformes; Scombridae. The coding region runs from base 125 to 1963 and encodes 612 amino acids. The record is from RefSeq and is a predicted model, not a curated record.